AUGGAGCACUGUAACAAUGCGAUGGACCAUGCGACGCUGAUAAGGAAUUCGUGCAAGGCAAUGGCUAUCUCCUGUCUCGCAAUGGACGUUUCGUCGUUGCCCCUGGCUCAAUCGGCAAGUGGCACGUAUGAUGCACGGUCAAGAUUGAUUGGACUCUUCGAAAAGAAGAUCCUGGCGAACAAGCUCUUUCUUCGUCGACGCUUCUUCACGACGAUGAUGGACGAAUGUUAUGAUGUGAUGGAGCACAUCAACAAGACCAAGACUCUGGUAGAGCAACUCGAUGCAGUUGGCGCUCCGGUCAGCAAGGAAGAUCUAAGGAUUAUGCUUCUCUGUGGACUGAGCGAGUCGUACUAG
Molecule: messenger RNA, 354 nt
Organism: Peronospora matthiolae
Lineage: Eukaryota; Oomycota; Peronosporomycetes; Peronosporales; Peronosporaceae
Source: the annotation of a GenBank genome assembly